GUAGUGAAUUAAUAUCGAAAAUCGCCUGUCGUGAUCCGUGAACUUUUUUUCAAUUUGUUUACUUAUUUAUUUUGUUAUAAUAAAUUGGUAUGAUUGUGAUUAGCUAAUACAAUGAAAGAUGGAAUUAAAAAGUAACCAAAGCAGCACAUAUUUACUAGCAGUUAUGUGUAAAUAUUAAAAGUGUUGUAAAUUAUUUCUUGCCCACACAACCACGUCUUGCAACUACGAUAUUUCUGUUUCUUUAUGGACAAAACGAAUGAAAAUGGCAGAACCUGUGAAACCGUUCGCGUGUUCGAUGCCCGACUGCGGUAUGACGUUCACCAAUGAAGAUCAUUUACAUGUACACAUGAAAAAACAUGACAUGGUGUUACAGUUUGGUAUGGAACAAAAAGCCGCAUUUGUGGCCGAUCAAACACCAACCCCAACGCGUUUCAUCAGGAACUGCGAGGAAGUUGGUCUCUUCCUCGACCUGCCCAAUGAUAACCCCUUUGAGGAGGGCUUCAAGAGAGCUAUGGAGACCGCCAAACACGGCCUCUCGUCCAUGGAGCACCCGUCACAGAGCACAGAAGACCUGCACACACCGCAGAUGGUGUUCCCGGCCAUCGACCAGGCGGACUCGGCUCUGUUUACCUCCAACAAUCAGAGGAAUAUCACUAUUAGCAGGUCGUCAAGCGAUGAGUCAGGCGCCAUAAAGGAAUACGAAACGACUACUAUAUCAAAACUGACCAAUCAAGUAACGACAAUAAGUAGGCGAGUCGAGAAACACGACACAGACAAACACACAGACGAGACCACCAAACAAAUAGACAAAGAUAUAUCAGAAACUAUUUACACUAACAACGUUAUAAAAAUUAGAAAAGAUAAUUUAGUUAACGUUGAAUGUAGUAUAAGUGGUCAUAAUAAUAUAAUAACAUAUACAGAUUCGGUAACAAAAGAUGUUAAUAUACCUGUUCCGCCUAUUAUGAGUCAGAAAUCUAUAGACAACGUUGUUGAAAGUUUAACAUCCGAUUUGUGUAAUGAUGACACGAAAUUGAUGAAAUCUAAAAACGAAACAGACGAAUACAUGGUGACGAUAACAUUGCCGGGCGGCAAGAAAAUCAAUAUGAAAUCUGUCGAUGAGAAACCCAAGUCUGACGGUGAGAAACCGAAGUCUGUCGAUGAGAAACCGAAGUCUGUCGAUAGAAAUGUCAAAGAGAAAUUGAAGAGCGUUAUAACCAGCAAGGCUCAGACGUUGCCAGUCAUACAGAGUAUAGGUACGCUUAUACCGGUAACAAUAUUGCCCGCUUUGAAUAAAAUGCCAAUUAUGCCAUUGACUAGUAACGUUAUUGGUAACGUUAUUGAAGAACGUAAGACUGUUAAAAGAAGAGUUUGCAAGAGUGACGUGGGUGGAGAGUCUUCGGCGACAGUUGUUAAGAAAGACAGAAAUAAAGUGACAAGGGAACACUUGAAUUCGAGGGUCGCCGCUUCCAGAAGAUACAGAGUCCGUUUGAAGGAGACAAUGAACCAGCAAGUUGCGGAGAUUGCGCGCCUCAGAGAGGCGAACAAACAGCUGGCGGCCGAGUUGGCCGCUGUCAAGAGCGAGUUUAUGGAACAUGUGCGGACAUGUUCCGCCGCCGGAGUAGGAACAACAUUGGCGGGAAUGUGGAUACCUCAAGAGAAAACUAAAGACAUUCCAGAUAAUACUUAGUUUUAAAGAUUUAGUUUGUAUAGAUAUUCUCAAGUCAAUUGACCUCUCACUAAGCAUAGUUUUAAAAUACCAGUCCUAUAUCAAAUCAAUCAAUCAAAUCAAAUCAAAUAUUUUUAUUUCCUCUCAAAUAUCAAGAAGUAUAUACAUAACAUAGGUAAGAACAUGAGAGACUGUAAUAAUAAUAUAAUAUUAAUGACAACUGACUAUUUUAAACUGUAAAAAAAACAUUCUCGAAUUUUAUUAAUUCCUAAUUGUAAUAAAUUCAUGACUUUUUCCCGCAGCGUCGCUCGCGUUAUAGUUGUAAUAAUUCUCUUGGGAAUUUUGGGACGUCACUAACACCUUUUUCCCGGAGGAGUAGGCAGAGACUUCAUCUUACCUUGCUACGAUGCCUGCCUACUUCUUUCUCUUCGUCCACAUUCAUAAUUCUCUUCAUGCUAGCUCGGCGGUUUCGGGGAAGUUUGGGACAUCCCUAAAUUUUUUCGCUAAUAAUAUUGAGCAAAAUAAAAAUUUGUUGCAAAUAAGUAUGUGAAAAAUGUAGAUUAAAUAUUUAAAAAUAAUUUAUUGUAUGCAUGUAUACUGUAGGUGUGCCUUUUUGUAAUAAAUAAAUAUUAGGUCCUUUUCAUGUGAAAUUGGCGUUUUGUUGUACUGGCCACUUCAUUCAUUUAUUUCAUUAUCACGUCUAUAUCCCUUGCGGGGUAGACAGAGCCAGCAGUCUUGAAAAAGUGACAGGCCACGCUCACGGCGCACGCCGGAGGGCCCGGGUUCGAAUCCCGGCCAGGGCAUGAUGAGAAAAGAACUUUUUCUGAUUGGCCUGGGUUUGGAAUGUUUAUCUAUAUAAGUAUUUACUACAAAAUAUAGUAUCUCGUAACACAAGUCUCGAACUUACUUCGAGGCUAAUUCGGUCUGUGUAAUUUGUCCAGUUUGUAUUUUUUUUAAACAGAUAAGCGAGCAGAGACGCCGGGUAAUAUAUAAAUUUUAAAUUAAUAAGGCAAUAUUAAACAAAAAUAACGUAAAAUGAUUAAA
Molecule: messenger RNA, 2710 nt
Organism: Amyelois transitella
Lineage: Eukaryota; Metazoa; Arthropoda; Insecta; Lepidoptera; Pyralidae
Gene: Atf-2
Exons: 6
Coding region: 257-1687 (476 amino acids)
Biological process (GO): regulation of transcription by RNA polymerase II
Molecular function (GO): DNA-binding transcription factor activity, RNA polymerase II-specific; cAMP response element binding
Source: RefSeq, a predicted model, not a curated record